Molecule: messenger RNA, 1534 nt
Organism: Musca vetustissima
Lineage: Eukaryota; Metazoa; Arthropoda; Insecta; Diptera; Muscidae
Exons: 12
Coding region: 1-1521 (506 amino acids)
Cellular component (GO): plasma membrane
Molecular function (GO): GTPase activity; calcium channel regulator activity; GTP binding
Source: RefSeq, a predicted model, not a curated record
AUGACGACGUUAUAUAAAAUCAUAUGUAAAAAAAUUUCCUUUAGAAAAAAGCCAUCGCUUAGUUUAGACAGUACAAUUGAAACCGUAUUGAUAAAAAGCGAAAACGAUUUCAUUAGUGUGGAACAAGAUAAGGAACCACAAAAUGCUACGUCAGUGAACGUACGCAAACGCAACUCGCAUCAACUAAAUCAGGCACCGGUCGUCGUAGGCCAACAUUACCAACAACAAAAGCGUGAUGACAACAUUAGACAACUGUUGGACGUUACCAAUACCCUAACACUCGAGGAGUUGAGAGAUUUUGAAAUGAGAUAUGGCUCACCACACCACAGCCGUUCACAGUCUGUGAAAACGCCGGGAAGUCGGGCGUCGGGUAGGCCAAAUCAAUUGUGCCUGCCGCAACAACGUUCAAGAGUGGCGUCAAUGCCCAACACUGGCGUCGAAGAGGAAUACUACAGACUAAGGCAUUUCUCAAUAACAGGCAAAGGUGUAAUAAAUCGUGGCGAUUCACUAAAGAGCCGUCGCAGUCGAUCAAACAACAGUGUAGCCAGCUCGAAUUCCAGCAAUGAACAUCUAACCGCACCCCCUCCAGUAACGCAAUCAACUCGUAAUUCCGCCACACAUAGUUUGGCCUCAAGCCGGGAAAGUAGCACUUCGAAUCCUGGCAAUGGGCCUUACAGAGUACUCAUGAUGGGUGGCCCAGCUGUGGGUAAAAGUUCCCUUGUUUCGCAAUUUAUGACAUCAGAAUAUCUACAUGCCUACGAUACCAGCAUCGGUAAGUGCAAUUGUAACAUUCUGAUACACAUUGAAAAGCCAGUUGACGAUGAUGAUUCUGGUGAGAAGUCGGUAUCAGUAUUAUUAAGCGGAGAAGAAUCGGAAUUGAUAUUCAUCGAUCAUCCCUACGCUGAAAUGACGCCCGAUGAUUGUUUGUCCUGCUACGAUCCACAUGGAUAUUGUGUUAUAUAUUCAGCAUCGGAUCGUGAUAGCUUUAAUGUUGCUGAGCAUAUUUUGCAAAUCUUAUGGACAAAUCAAAAUAUUGCCCAAAAAGCCGUGAUUCUGGUAGCUAAUAAAGCCGAUCUGGCACGCAGCCGUUCAGUCAGCGCCGACGAAGGAAAAGCAAUGGCAACUGCCUACGAUUGCAAAUUUAUAGAGACAUCGGUGGGAAUCAAUCACAAUGUUGAUGAAUUACUGGUGGGCUUAUUAUCGCAAAUUCGUUUAAAAUUGGAAAAUCCCGAGAAGUCUAGAGAUAUGUUUCGCAAGCGUUCCAUUAGAAAAUCCAAGCGGCGAGCCUGUUCACCGCUGAGUGGUGCAUGUUUAAGCAGUAAUGCUAAUGCAAAUACCCCACUGGGGCCAACUACCAAUGUACUAUCGGAUAUAAGUACACCGCCUGGAAGUGCUCAUAGCAGCCCAAGAAAGUAUCGAGGUUCUCGUACGUCAACCAGUCUCAAAGUCAAAGGACUUUUGGGUCGAGUUUGGGCAAGGGAUUCCAAAUCGAAAAGCUGUGAAAAUUUACACGUUUUGUAAACGCAGACAUCCA